AUGAAAAACAGAGUCAUCAUGGUCGGCGUAGGUUGCUCGGGCAAGUCACUCCUGACGACGCAUCUGCACCGUCUCGCCCCUUCCUUCGCGGUCCACCAGGACGACUUUGCCCCCGCGCAAGAGGACAUCCCGAUUCACCCAGUGCACAAGGUGCAGGACUGGGACGACCCGCCGACCGCAAUCGACUGGGCGCGCAUGCGCUCCGUUCUCCGUCACGUUCGCAGUAAUGGCCGCUUCGAGGAUGGCUACAAGUCAUACCAGCAUUUGAACGAUGCGGUGGAGGUCGGCGUUGACGAGGACGCGACGAUUCGCUUGCGCAGGGAGUUUGCCAAAAUCCAGAAGCAUGCCGCACAGAAAGGAGAGCGCUUGACCUAUGUCCUCGUUGAUGGGUUCAUGCUGUACUACGACACCGAGGUGCAGGACAACCUCGACGUCAAGCUGCUCCUGCGCGUGCCCCGCGAGACGCUCAAGAAGCGCAGAGAAGGAAGGCACUUCCCAUGUGUCGUUGCCGAGCUAACAUCAGAUGCUAAGGACGCCGAGACGGGCGCAACCUGGGUCGACCCGCCGGAGUACUUUGACAACGACAAGAGCAUCACCCUUCUCGAGCCCGGCGAGGGGCAGGACGAAGUUACGCGCAUCGUGGACGAGGCGUGCGCCGCAAUUCUGGGCGCGUAUGAGCGCGGUCUGGGCAAUCUGAUCGGCUAG
Trichosporon asahii var. asahii CBS 2479 is the source of this 705-nucleotide messenger RNA. RefSeq lists its product as uncharacterized. The record is from RefSeq and is a predicted model, not a curated record. The transcript is spliced from 4 exons. The coding region runs from base 1 to 705 and encodes 234 amino acids. NCBI's taxonomy places the organism in Eukaryota, Fungi, Basidiomycota, Tremellomycetes, Trichosporonales, Trichosporonaceae.